CGUCUCCCGUCGGCGGCGCGGCGCGGAGCGGAGCGGGCGGCGCUCCCCGCCAGCGCAGCGGCAUGAAGGAGCCGUCGCUGCCCGGCACCUCGCUGCAGCGGGCCUGCCGCCUCCUCGUCGCCUUCUGCGCCCUCCACCUCUCGGCCACGCUGCUCUACUACCUGGCGGGCAGCGCCCUGGGGCCGCCGGGCAGUCCCGAGCCGCCGCCGCGCCGCCCGCCGCCCUCCAACCUCUCGCUGCCGCUUUCCCGACCACCGCCGCCCACUGCCCGGCCCCGGCCCCCCACCGCCUCGCCGCCGCCGGGCCCCUGCCCCGAGACCUCCCCGCUGCUCGUUGGUGCACUACGUGUGGAGUUUUCCCAACCUGUAAACCUGGAAGAAGUGGCAAGAAAAAACCCAGAGGUCAAAGCAGGAGGUCGUUUUGCUCCAAAGGACUGUAUAGCACUUCAGAAAGUAGCAAUAAUCAUACCGUUCAGGAACCGAGAGGAGCACCUGAAAUACUGGCUCUAUUACCUGCAUCCAAUUCUCCAAAGGCAGCAACUAGAUUAUGGAAUUUAUGUUAUCAACCAGGAUGGAGAAGAAGAAUUUAACCGUGCUAAACUGCUGAAUGUAGGAUUCGCAGAGGCUUUGAAAGAGUAUGACUAUGAUUGCUUUGUGUUUAGUGACGUAGACCUCAUCCCAAUGGAUGACAGGAAUACCUACAAAUGCUACAGCCAGCCACGGCACCUCUCUGUAUCCAUGGAUAAGUUUGGAUUUCGGUUGCCUUACAAUCAGUAUUUCGGAGGCGUGUCUGCCUUGAGCAAAGAGCAGUUCACAAAGAUCAACGGCUUCCCAAACAAUUACUGGGGCUGGGGUGGUGAAGAUGAUGACAUUUAUAACAGGCUGGUGUUUAAAGGCAUGGGGAUAUCCCGACCAGAUGCCAUCAUUGGGAAGUGCAGGAUGAUUCGGCAUUCACGGGACUGGAAGAACGAACCCAACCCCGAGAGGUUUGACCGAAUUGCUCACACAAGGGAGACAAUGAGCUCUGACGGCUUAAACACACUGUCCUACAAGGUGUUAAGAACUGACAAGUACCCUCUGUAUACAAAGAUCACAGUGGAUAUUGGCUCGCCAAAGAGCUAACAUCAGAGACACAAGAGAGACCUUCCGGAUGUUGGCCAGGACAUCUGGCCUUACUGAUGCUUUUUAUCUACUGGUUUUAUGAUGGUUGCAAUGAACAAAAUACCAAAGCAUCUCCAAAUUGGUUGGACAACUGCUUUUUAAUUCUUUUGAAUUCCAAACUUGACUUUACACAAUUUUCUAGCUCUCCAUUGCUUUAAGUCCAAAAGCUGUACAUAAGAGUUGUAAAUAUUUACUUUGCCAGAAAAUGUUUAAUCUGAUCUAUUCGCUACAGUGCUUCCCAUGUUGAGUUAAUUGCUGGACACAAAUUUUACUGAUUACAACUGUGAUGCAUUAGCAGUUAGUGCCCAUGAUAUCUAAUAUUUUAAAUGAGGUGUAUGAAAACGUUCCUCUUAAUUCAUUCCUGGUUUUGCUUUUAUGAAGGACUGUAAAAUGCUGCUAAAAUUUUACAAGUUUACACUUUGCAUUAGAUUUUAUUCUUUUUUUUAAGUGGAGACAAUACUUUUUUUUUCCAUAGUGACCAAAACAAACAUCUUCUCUGUGUGCAGAGCAAGUGUUGAACAAUCAAGUCUGGAUUCAAUGAAUGUUAUUAUUUCUUCUAGCCUCAAAAGAGGCUUUGAGUAGUGACCUGAGCCAGAGUUUGCCAGAACUUCCAGAGAGCUCUCUGCAUGGGGUGGGAGCUACACAGAUGGCACCUGCAAAAACCACUGGCUUCAGAUAACCUUACUUACGGAUGUGACAGUGACUUUUUGCUUCAGCCCACCACCACCUGGAGUUUUGGGGGAGGGCGGGGGGGCAGAGUGGGAUGACUUGGUUUUAUUUUUUUUCCUGAAAUAAAGAAUUAAUUUAAUUGUGCGAUGAAAUUAUGGCCUUAAAAUCUGCAGAUUUGAUUCACUUGUUAACAGUGGUAGAAAGUUACCAUGCUAUUGUCUGAAGCUUCCUAAAACCACAAUUUUUCUUGCAAGGUCAUGCAUAAAACUUGAAUUCACUUAUUACUUUUUUUGUUGUAACAUUUUAAUUACUUUCUAAAGUAAUUUGUAUAUCAUAAGCAGUAUAUUUAAUACCAGAUUAAACUAGGGUGCAGCAUAAUAGGGUAUGAUUCAAGGCUUCCUUUAUCUUCAGAAUAGUAGGCUUUUUAUGUGUGUCAUUAUAUAUAAGCCAUGUAUUGUAUUUGCUCUGCAUAUUUGUCCAUGAAAUCUCCUGCGGUGCUGAGAUACUCACAGCAGGGCAGACAUCCAGUCGAUUUUCCUUUGCCUAAAGCCUGUUGCAAUGUGUGUCCUCUAUUGAGAAAUUCACUUCUGAUUUUCUCAGGCUUUGAAGGACAUGCAUGUUUUGGAGUACUACUUUUUUUCAGUGCACCAGGGCACCACCUGUACAGACACCCUGCUUUUCCUUCCUGUGACCUUAUGAUAUGAAAGCCUCGAGCGCUGACGCCCUCGGAGCUGGUUUAAGUGAUUUAAAGCUUUAAGCCAGAACUGAGAACUGAAUUCCUUCUGGUGAGUAUUUUGCCACCAGCUCUGACCACAGCAAUUUGCACUUCCUUGGCCUGUGCUGAAGGCUGUUAAAAUCAGGGAUGCUCGUUGUAUUGGGGAUCAUCUUCAGCACUGCCUUUUUUUUUUCUUUUUUUCUUUUUUUUUUUCCUUUUUAUCUUUUUUGUUUUUGUUUUAGUGUUUGGUUUGGUUUUUUGUUGAGACCUGAAGCUUUUGCUGAACCCUUGCACUGCAGGGGUGGGAUCCUGCAGGCGCUGGGGGACAGUGCUUUUCUUCUUAGGUCAGCAGUGGCUCAAAGUAUGCAUGGAGACUGAUGACUAGGGAGACACGCAGGUGCCUUUUCAGACUUGUUCACCCCCUUCGCUUAAAACCUGUUGCCAGCCAGAUGUGCUGCCACAGUCGUGCUGGGAGCUGAGCACGCAUGGAGCAGGAGCAAAGCACAAAGAAGCAGACUUAAGAGCCACUCUCUUGUGCUUACCAUUGCAUUGAAAGACUCCUUUUUGGUACAUCUGGCUCCAGCUGGUGCAGAUAGAAGGGGGUACAAGAAGAGGAUGUAUUAUGGAAGUCAGGUCAGAUGUUGACCUGUAGAACGACGGCAUAGCUGUAGUCUGUACCAGUUAUGGAGACAGAGGCGAGGACUUUUUAUUUUUUUCAAAGAUGCCUUAGAAGCAGGUCUCCGCUCCCACAGGUGGCAGAUAGCACCAAAACCCAUCAAGGUUCCACUGGAAAUGCCAGGUCUCUGCAGAAAGCACCUCAGUUUUGUGCGGAGCCUAUUGUAAGCUGGGGAGUUGGGACCUUCAGCUGUAGUGGUGUCUAUCUGCUAACAGGCUAUGCAAAGGGGCUGCUCUUGUGAUUCAGUGGUAGGUUUUUUAGGGGUUUUUUUCCUUGCCUUGGGAUUCUCUGAAGAUUAGAAGAAAGUCAGUGUAACAACUCGUUUUGCUGUAUGCUGGGAUAGUUGAAUUUCACAGAGGGGGUCUGAGCACUUGUUUCUGGCUGCAAUCAAAAUUUCUACACAUGUGCCUUGAAAGAGGGGAGAAAUGGAAACUGGAAAACCAAGAAAUCUGACAACCAUUUUCAGCAGAGAUACUAGUGCAAGAAACUUGCUUAGUUUCUCUUCUACUGCUAAAGUCACAAGCCAUGUUAAAGCUGAAACUGUCUUUCAUUGCUUAUUUUGUCCUUUGGUGCUGACACCUGAUUUCCAGAUCUCAUUGUUCCUGUGUAAACUGUAUUGGUCAAACUCACAAAAUGCUCGUGACUCGACCUGGCCAUGAAAUUUCUCCCCCUGAGACUUUCAGGGGCUUUUUCUACAAACACUUGUAUUGCACAGAAGUGAAUUUUGGCCAUGACCUGUGGUGGGUGGUGUUUUUCCUCUCCUGUACUGGUAGCAACACUCAAAAGUGAUAACUGUGUGUAGCGGUUGAAACCCAGAACAAAAACAGCUGCAAAGGAAACACUCAGGCUUGGUUUCUUUGCGGUGACAGUUUGCUUGUUAGGAUGAGGGAGCAUCCUGGUACGCAGCUUUUCCCCAGGAUGUUACUUGCGUACAGAACUGCUUGUGGGUUUCCUGUAGAUGGUUUUGCUUUUGCAUUUUUUAUCAUUUAUAUAUCAAAGGAUGUAUAAUCUGACGUUCCUACUUCACUGUUGAUGUCGAAUAAAAUAUUUUCACAUAUGA
Messenger RNA from Falco peregrinus (peregrine falcon), 4280 nucleotides. RefSeq names its product beta-1,4-galactosyltransferase 1 (gene B4GALT1). Lineage: Eukaryota; Metazoa; Chordata; Aves; Falconiformes; Falconidae. Gene Ontology annotation, molecular function: beta-N-acetylglucosaminylglycopeptide beta-1,4-galactosyltransferase activity; cytoskeletal protein binding. The record is from RefSeq and is a predicted model, not a curated record. Gene Ontology annotation, biological process: carbohydrate metabolic process; protein N-linked glycosylation. The coding region runs from base 63 to 1121 and encodes 352 amino acids. The transcript has 6 exons.